Cyprinus carpio (common carp) is the source of this 2425-nucleotide messenger RNA. Its product is annotated as T-box transcription factor TBX5-like. NCBI's taxonomy places the organism in Eukaryota, Metazoa, Chordata, Actinopteri, Cypriniformes, Cyprinidae. Gene Ontology annotation, molecular function: DNA-binding transcription factor activity, RNA polymerase II-specific; RNA polymerase II cis-regulatory region sequence-specific DNA binding. The record is from RefSeq and is a predicted model, not a curated record. Gene Ontology annotation, cellular component: nucleus. Gene Ontology annotation, biological process: positive regulation of DNA-templated transcription; cardiac left ventricle formation; regulation of transcription by RNA polymerase II.
ACAUAUGUAAUGUUUGGAAAAUUAUUGCAAAUGGUUUGAGUUUACAGAUUUUACUUAGCUCCAUUCUGACUGACAGAUCACAGAAUCCCAAGAUAAAUAAAUUCACCUAUCUUUCAACAAUUAUAAAGUCAUUAAUAUUUCAGUAAUUGUGAGGAAAACUGAUAAAUUAACCAGUCGUUUGUCCGAGUCUCAUUUAACAGAGCCUUAUCCGAAUACCGACGUGUCUCGAGCCCAGAGUCAAGCUCGCGCUCUCCGUGCUGUCCUGACUUUAUCUCGCCACACGAUUACAGUCUUAUCUUAACGAGCAAUGUUCCCACGGCUCCGCACUGCAAGCUAUCAUGUGGUCAUACACUUGUCUUAUUUAUGGAAGCCUGUUUUGAAGUAAUGCGAACUAUAUGAGCGACAAGAGAACGCGCGUGCUUGGUCACGCAUUAAAUAGAUCAAAUUAUAUUUCCAAAGUUAUUACUGAAGGGAAUGCUGUUUUCUGUCACCACCAAACAAAUACAAACGGACUCGAGCAGUGAAAGAGAGAGAGUUAGCUACCUCCUUUCGACCUCCUCAACUUUUAACCCCGCAGCGCGCAGCCGUCGCGCACAGAGAUGGUGACGGAAACGCGCUGAUUAUUUAGCUACCCAACAACUUGGAGUCUACGCGUAAAUUCGGCGCCAGAUAUUUCACCGUAGUUAAACUCACACGGGGAUAUGGCGAAUUUAGAGCUCGGAUCUCAGCAGUCGUGUUGCGGCGACGAUCCCCCCGCGAUGGGAUUCGAGAAGGAGAAAGAUCCCGGUCAUCACGGUCGGUGCAAAACCGGGUCUCCGCCGUUGCAAACUCCGCUCUCCCAACAGGGAAUGGAGGGAAUCAAAGUUUAUUUGCACGAGAGAGAUCUGUGGGCGAAAUUUCAUGAUGUCACUACAGAGAUGAUCAUCACCAAAGCUGGCCGACGAAUGUUUCCCAGCUACAAGGUGAAGGUAACGGGCUUAAACCCCAAAGCAAAAUACAUCUUACUGAUGGACAUUAUUUCAACCGACGAACAUCGGUAUAAGUUUGCAGAUAACAAAUGGUCCAUCAGUGGUAAAGCUGAGCCGGCGAUUCCAGGCCGAUUGUAUGUGCACCCAGACUCACCGGCUUCAGGAGCUCACUGGAUGAGACAGCUCGUCUCUUUCCAGAAGCUCAAACUUACCAACAACCACCUGGAUCCUUUCGGACAUAUCAUUUUAAAUUCCAUGCAUAAAUACCAGCCUCGCCUGCACAUUGUGAAGGCAGACGAGAGGAACAGCUUUGGCUCCAGCAACACAAGUUUCUGCACACACUCGUUUCCUGAGACGACCUUCAUCGCUGUAACAUCCUACCAGAACCACACAAUCACUCAGCUGAAGAUUGAGAAUAAUCCAUUUGCUAAAGGUUUCCGUGGAAAUGACGAUAUCGAAUUGCAUCGCAUGUCCCGUACACCAAGUAAGGAGUAUCCACUUGUACCACGUAGUACUGCAAGGCAGCGUGCAGCUCCACCCUCUCCUGACUCCUGUCUCUCUCAGUCAGAAUACAUUGUGACACAAAAGCCCAGUCCUGGCUACACCUGCUCCGACAUUUCAGGUGACCACACCCUCGCUGAAACCCCUCCCUCUCAUGACCCCACCUACAACAUCUUCACAUACCAGCUCUCUCCUGAGGCGACCCCUGUGCACAGCGCCCCCUGCAGUAUGGACACCGCACAGCACCAGCCUUGCAUGUAUGGAAGCUCUCAGGUGGGCAUGGAGGACCUCAGGUGGGCGUCUUAUACAGACAGCACAACUUACCAAAGCUUUUCUUCAGCUAAAGAAAUGGGUGGGACUUUUGUUCCCCCCACUGACCUCUCUCAGGAACUGUAUCCACAAUACACCUGUGAAGUGGGUGUCCAGUCACACUGCAUGAUGACUGAUUUCUCGCUUUAUGCUUGCAAUCGAUCAUUCAGCCAAAACCAACAACCAAACAGCUGGUGUGGGGGGAGCUGAGCAAGUGUGCCUGGUGUGUGUGUGUGUGUGUGUGUGUGUGUGUGUGUGUGUGUGUGUGAGAGAGAGAGAGAGAGAGAAAGAAGGAAAAGAAUGAAAGAGUCUGUGAAUAAUUGUGGUAACAUACUCAUAAUUUUAUCCUGAGAUCACAAGUUUGCAUCUGUAUUGCUUCACAGUUUCUACCUUGUUGUUGUGUUGUCUAGCAAAUUAAAAUAAUUUAAAAAAAAGUCUGUUCUGCUAGAGCAUCAAAAUAACAAAUAAGAAUAAAAUUCAAGAUCAAAAUUAAUAUAAUUUGCAAUAUAGUAGCUGCAAUUCUUAUUUCACAUAUUGGAAUAAAUAUUUGUAUGUAUUUUCUUAACAUUUUUAUAAUUGUAUAUAUACUUUUUAUAAUAACAUUAUAUUUGCUUGUGCUUUUUUCAUAUACUUAAAAAUAUUAUAAA